Messenger RNA from Dryobates pubescens (Downy woodpecker), 1401 nucleotides. RefSeq names its product chromosome unknown C1orf50 homolog (gene CUNH1orf50). The record is from RefSeq and is a predicted model, not a curated record. The transcript has 4 exons. Bases 16 to 543 code for a protein of 175 amino acids. NCBI's taxonomy places the organism in Eukaryota, Metazoa, Chordata, Aves, Piciformes, Picidae.
GCUCGGCGGCCGGUGAUGGCGGCGGAGGGCGGUGCGGGCGGCGCCGGCCUGGGCCUGGCUCUGGUUCAGGGUAAAGCAGGCCGCGCCGCCCGCGUCGGGGACCCUGGGGACCUGGUGGCUCUAGCCCGGCAGGUUCAGCAGGCGGAGGAGUUCAUCCGAGCCAACGCCUGCAGCAAGCUGACUGUCAUCGCCGAGCAGAUCCGGUCCCUGCAAGAGCAGGCACGGAAGGUUUUGGAUGAAGCUAACAGAGAUGCUGAUCUGCACCACGUGGCCUGCAACCUCGUGAAGAAGCCAGGAAACAUUUACUACAUGUACAGGCGGGAGAGCGGCCAGCGGUACUUCUCCAUCUUGUCUCCUGAGGAAUGGGGGACCAGUCCUCACGAAUUUCUUGGUGCCUAUAAGCUCCAGCAUGAUAUGUCCUGGACUCCGUUUGAGGACAUCGAGAGACGCGAUGCUGAACUUGACGUCUUGGACAAGCUGCUGAGCCGGCAGGCAGCACUGCCCCCGUGUGUGGAGCCCAACUUCCAGGGCCUGACCCAGUGACAUCAGUGUCCACACGGGGACCUCCCGAGCAGAGUCCCUGUGUGAGUACACACAGUGCCUGCAUGCUGCCCAAGGCGGGGCAAGGAAGGAGACCAAGAAAACAAAAAGCUGUUGCCACCAGUACUUGCUCUGUGCUUUAAUGAGACCAGUUCUGCAGUCUGGAUUUUCUAGGGGCUUUGAGUAAUUUAUUUCUUUGACUUAAGCAAAGCUGGAGCAAGAGGCAGAUAAUAGCAGGUGGAGUCAAAUCCAGGAGGGCUUGGGGCAAAAAUGCUUGGGGCAGAUGCAGUAAUGCUAUAAAAUAUGUCCUGCUUGGCUGAUGUAUCUCCUUAUGGCUGCCUGUGGUAGAUGAUGAUGUCAGGGCUGGAUUUUGCCCCUCAUUAAAAUGUCCAUAUUUAGGAAGCUCUGGGGCUUGGCAAGAGGGGUCAAAGCCCCACACAGAAAGGUCUGUUGUGACCCAAGUCUGUUGGUCUCUGUUCCAGCUGGCCUGAACCCUUAAAUCAAGCAUAUGUGACCUGGAGCUCUCUUCUCUGGGAACAGUGUCCUCAAAAGUGCCAGGCAGACCUCAGGUGCUCUUCAGAAAGUGCACAUUUCACACUCCUUGUGCAUUCCCCUUGACUUUGUGUGGUUGAGAUGUGAGGGUGCAGGGACACUGAAUGCCUCUGUGCCAGAGCAGCAGAGAAAAUAUAUCAGUUUUGGUCUCAGAUGUAACUCUGAGACAGCCCCUGUGUCCUUGUCUGCAUGGCAAGCAUCCCUAUGGCUUUACCACAGAGCCUGGGUGGUCUGUGGGGCUGGAUGGAUAGCUCCAACCUCACAAUUUCCACUAAGAAAUGGGGAGAGGCAAAUAUCAGAGCUCUGCCC